AAUUGAUCACUUUAGCCAUUCUAAGUGUACAGUUUUGUGGCAUUUAAUACAUUCACAUUAUUAUACAACCCAUCUCCAGAACUCUUUUCACCUUGAAAAACUGAAACUCUAUUUCCAUUAAAUAUGAACUCACUCCCCAUUCUCUCUUCCUCCAGCCUCUGGUGACCUCCAUUCUAUUAUUAUUAUAUUAUUAUUACUGGCAGUGUCCCUCUGUUGUCCAUGCUGGAGUGCAGUGAUGCAAUCACAGCUCACUGUAGCCUCAAACUCCUGGGCUCAAGGGAUCUUCCCACUUCAGCCUCCUGAGUAGCUGAGACUGUAGGCAUACACUACCACACUCUGCUAAUUUACCUAUUUUUUGGAAAGAUGGGGUUUUGCUGCAUGGCCCAAGCCAGACUUACAUUACUGGGCUCAAGCGAUCCUCCCACCUCAGCCUCCCAAAGCAUUGAGAUUACAGGUCUGAGCCACCACACCCUGCCCAUUCUACUUCCUGGCUCUUAAUUAUGACUACUCUAGAUACCUCAUGUAAGUGGAAUCAUACAGUAUUUGUCUUUUUGUAACUGGUUCAUUUUACUUGGCAUAAUGUCCUGAAGGUUCAUCCUCAUCGUAGUGUGUGUCAGAAUUCCCUUCCUUUUAAAGGAUGAAUAAUAUUCCAUUGUGUGGAUAUAUCACAUGUUGUUUAUCCACUCAUCAUUGAUGGACGCUUGUGUUGCUUCCACUUUUGGCUGCUAUAGAAAAUGCUGCUAUGAAUAUGGGUGUGCAAAUAUUCAUUGCAUCCAUAAUUUUGAUAGUUUUUUCUUUUUGAGACAGAGUCUCACACUGCUGUCCAGGCUAGAGUUCAGUGGCGCAAUCUCGGCUCACUGCAACCUCCGCUUCCCGGGUUGAAGUGAUUCUCCUGCCUUAGCCUCCCGAGUAGCUGGGAUUACAGGUGUCCGCCAUCACACCUGGCUAAUUUUUGUAUUUUUAGCAGAGACAGGGUUUCACCAUGUUGGAGGCUGGUCUCAAAUUCCUGGCCUCAAAUGAUCCACCCACCUCGGUCUCCCAAAGUGCUGGGAUUACAGUGAGCCACCAUGCCGAGUCCAUAAUUUUGAUUUUUAAAUGGUGACUACUUUUUCCGGCACCCCUUAAAUUUUGUCAGGCACUUGCCUUACCCUAGGCCUGGCCCCAGUUUGGGUUGUCACAGCAAGGUGGAAAUGUACUGAAAAGCUCAUGUUUUAUCUUUAUACAUUUACAUGGGGCCCAAAAAAGGGGGAAAACCCACUUUGAUAGGGAUAUGACACAGGGACACAGGAGCCAACUGAAAGAGCCCCCAGUGGCCAAAGAUGGAGCAACUUGAGCAACAAAAUAAAUAAAGUAAGCAUCAAAUUACAGUCCAAAGUAUAAAAUAAGUGUCUAUGAGUCUAUACCAACAUAGAUGAUUGAAUACAUUCAUAUGAAUAAAUGGGAGAGCACUUUGAGAUGCCAAGGUGGGCAGAUCACUUGAGCCCAGGAGUCUAAGACCAGAUUAGGCAAUGUGAUGAAACCCUGUCUCCACCAAAAAUACAAAAAUUAGCCAGGCAUGGUGGGGCAUGCCUAUAGUUCCAGUUACUUGGGAGGCUGGGGAAGGAGGAUUGCUUGAGCCUGGGAGACAGAGGUUGCAGUGAGCUGUGAUCUCACCACUGCACUCCAGCCUGGGCAACAGAGUGAGGCCCUGUCUCAAAUAAAUAUACAAAUAAAAUAAAUAUAUAAAUAAAAAUAAAAAUAACGGGAAAGAAGAGACAAAUCUUCGGUGCAGAAGAAUCCCAAAUGAAUUCUGUAGAUUCUCCACCCUACAGGAGGGCACACACAACUCCAGGCUGCCUUAGUGACCUUCUUCCAAAGAGUACAGUACGGGGAGGGGGAGCGAGGAGAAUUCACUUCACGGUGGAGAAAUCCGACAAAUACGACCUCCGCCAAGUGAUCGAGGUCACAUCAGCUGUCAUGAAUUAUGUUGAUAGUGGGCAUCCUGGAUAUGAUGGGAUGAAAUGGCACUUUACCUCCGCAACCCUUUUCACAACAGCCCGUAACGCCAGUAUAAGGAAAACAUCAGACCAGGUGUGGUGGUUCACGCUUGUAAUCCGAGCACUUUGGGAGGCCAAGGUGGGUGGAUCACAGGUCAGGAGUUUGAGACCAGCCUGGACAACAUGGUGAAAUCCUGUCUCUACUAAAUAUACAAAAACUAGCCAGGCCCGGUGGCGGGUGCCUGUAAUCCCAGCUACUCAAGAGGCUGAAGCAGAAGAACCUCUUGAACCUGGGAGGCGGAGGUUGCAGUGAGCCGAGAUCGCGCCACUGCACUCCAGCCAGGGCGACAGAGUGAGACUACAUCUCAAAAAAAAAAAAAAAGAAAGAAAAGAAAAAGAGAAAAGAAAAACAUCAGAACAUCAGACAGAUCCCAACAGAAGGGCAUCCUACAGUAUACGUGACCACUGCUCCUCAAACCUGUCAAGACCAUCGGAAACAAGAGAAGCCUGAGAAACUGUCACAGCUACAAGGAGAUGUGACAACUAAAUGUGAUUUUUUUUUUGGGGGGGGAUAUGGUCUCGCUUUGUCACCCAGGCUGCAGUACAGUGGCACAAUCACAGCUCACUGCAGCCUCGAACUCCGGGGCUCAAGCGAUCCUCCCAUCCAUCUCAGCCUCCCAAGUAGCUGGGGCUAUAAGUGUGCACCACCACACCCAGCUAAUUUUUGUAUUUUUUUUAGAGAUAGUAUUUCACUAUGUUGUGCAGGCUGGUCUCGAACUCCCGGAUUCGAGCAAUCCACCUGCCUUGGCCUCCCAAAGUGCUGGGAUUACAGGCAUGAGCCACCAUGCCUUGCCAAAUGUGAUGUAUUCUUGACGGGAUCCUGGAACAAGAAAAAGAUAUUAGUGAACCAAGAGACUGCCAAGGUGAUCCAGACCGCCUUCCAGAGAGCCAGCUACCCAGAUAUCACGGGCGAGAAGGCUAUGAUGCUCCUUGGCCAAGUCAAGUAUGGGUUGCACAACAUCCAGAUCAGCCACUUGUCCAUCGCCAGCAGCCAGGUGGAGCUGGUGGAAGCCAAGUCCAUCGAUGUCUCCAUUCAGAACGUGUCUGUGGUCUUUAAGGGGACCCUGAAGUAUGGCUACACCACUGCCUGGGGGCUGGGCAUUGAUCAGUCCAUUGACUUUGAGAUCGACUCUGCCAUUGACCUUCAGAUCAACACACAGCUGACCUGUGACUCUGGUAGAGUGCGGACCAAUGCCCCUGACUGCUACCUGUCUUUCCAUAAGCUGCUCCUGCAUCUCCAAGGGGAGCGAGAGCCUGGGUGGAUCAAGCAGUUGUUCACAAAUUUCAUCUCCUUCACCCUGAAGCUGGUCCUGAAGGGACAGAUCUGCAAAGAGAUCAACGUCAUCUCUAACAUCAUGGCCGAUUUUGUCCAGACUAGGGCUGCCAGCAUCCUUUCAGAUGGAGACAUUGGGGUGGACAUUUCCCUGACAGGUGAUCCUGUCAUCACAGCCUCCUACCUGGAGUCCCAUCACAAGGGUCAUUUCAUCUACAAGAAUGUCUCCGAGGACCUCCCCCUCCCCACCUUCUCGCCCGCACUUCUGAGGGACUCCCGCAUGCUGUACUUCUGGUUCUCUGAGCAAGUCUUCCACUCCCUGGCCAAGGUAGCUUUCCAGGAUGGCCGCCUCAUGCUCAGCCUGAUGGGAGACGAGUUCAAGGCAGUGCUGGAGACCUGGGGCUUCAACACCAACCAGGAAAUCUUCCAAGAGGUUGUCGGCGGCUUCCCCAGCCAGGCCCAAGUCACCGUCCACUGCCUCAAGAUGCCCAAGAUCUCGUGCCAAAACAAGGGAGUCGUGGUCAAUUCUUCAGUGAUGGUGAAAUUCCUCUUUCCACGCCCAGACCAGCAACAUUCUGUAGCUUACACAUUUGAAGAGGAUAUCAUGACUAUCGUCCAGGCCUCCUAUUCUAAGAAAAAGCUCUUCUUAAGCCUCUUGGAUUUCCAGAUUACACCAAAGACUGUUUCCAACUUGACUGAGAGCAGCUCCGAGUCCGUCCAGAGCUUCCUGCAGUCAAUGAUCACCACUGUGGGCAUCCCUGAGGUCAUGUCUCGGCUCGAGGCAGUGUUUACAGCCCUCAUGAACAGCAAAGGCCUGAGCCUCUUCGACAUCAUCAACCCUGAGAUUAUCACUCGAGAUGUGAGUACAAAGCCCCCCCUCACCAGCCCCUGUUCCUGGGGAGAGAGGCCCAGACAGGAUUCCUGGGGUGACUGGGGGCUGUUGGGGAGACAGACAGAGGGGUGUCUACCAGCUUGGCUCCCUCCUGGUGGCCUGGGAGUCAGCCCAGCCUGCCCCUCUCUCCUCCCGCCCCUCCCUCCUGGUGGCCUAGGAGUCAGCCCAGCCUGCACCUCUCUCCUACUGCCCCUCCCUCCAGGGCUUCCUGCUGCUGCAGAUGGACUUUGGCUUCCCUGAGCACCUGCUGGUGGAUUUCCUCCAGAGCUUGAGCUAGAAGUCUCCAAGGAGGUCGGGAUGGGGCUUGAACCAGAAGGCAAGCACCAGGCUCACAGCUGGAACCCUGGUGUCUCCUCCAGCGUGGUGGAAGUUGGGUUAGGAGUACAGAGGUGGAGAUUGGCUCCCAACUCCUCCCUAUCCUAAAGGCCCACUGGCAUUAAAGUGCUAUAUCCAAGA
This is a messenger RNA of Symphalangus syndactylus (siamang), 4657 nucleotides long. RefSeq names its product cholesteryl ester transfer protein (gene CETP). The record is from RefSeq and is a predicted model, not a curated record. Gene Ontology annotation, biological process: triglyceride transport; phosphatidylcholine metabolic process; triglyceride homeostasis. Gene Ontology annotation, cellular component: high-density lipoprotein particle. Gene Ontology annotation, molecular function: phosphatidylcholine binding; cholesterol binding; cholesterol transfer activity. NCBI's taxonomy places the organism in Eukaryota, Metazoa, Chordata, Mammalia, Primates, Hylobatidae.